UGUCGUCCGCUUGUUUCAAGUGCACAUGGUCGAGUUGCUGUAAUUGUUGAUAAAGAAGAGUCACGCUUUAUCGUUAUUAAUAGUGGCCUGAACGCUCUAGGGUGCGUGUGUGAGUGAUAACCGGAAGAAAUUAUUUUGUUCAUCCGAGACAACAAAUGGUUGGAUUCAAAUGAGAUGGAUCAGUUGGCAAUUGGCUCUCAAUGAAGACAUACGCUUGACCAUUUCUUGUCAUUAAUCCUGUCGUUGUUUGCUCUUCAGUGAUCAGUGAAACAGUCUCUAAAGUAAUCCGUCAACACAGGGAACACGGGAAAGAAGAUCUGUGGGGUCAUACCUCUAUGAACCACCGAGCACCAUGACCAAAGCAAAGUCGCUCAAAUCGGUGCUCUUGUUUUUUAUCUGUCUGAGCACUUGUCACCAAUGGGUUAGAGGUGAGGCUGAGGCCGUGGCAGCGGCUGAGGCUGAGGCCAUUGCACUGGCUGAUCCUGAGGCCGAGGCCAAUGCCAAGGCGGACGCUGAGCCAGCCCCAAAGGCCAAGCCAGUGAGUAUUGUACCGGCGGCCUACAAAAAGACUCCCUUGGGAUUCCCUGCUGUUCUGGAGAUUACCAAACAGAAAAAGAAUAAGCAUUCCAUUUAUAUGGAGAUGAUGAAAGACCCUGUGGUCCCAAAGACCAAAAGGAAUGACGAGCCUUUGCCUUGGAAAGCUUACGAAGAGGUCAUUACUCGAGAAUCUCGAGAAAUGAUGACCAGAGAUUCCAGAGCUCAGAGCAAACCUCAAGUUAAACGGCAGAACGACAAAUUCCUUAAAGAUGUUCCCAAGGAAUACCGAACAAUGACGAGAGAAUCCCGAAGUCAAAUCCACCCACCUCCGAACACCGACGAGUCCAAGGCAAACUCUUUGCAUGCCCCUAAACCAAUCCAGCAUCACAUGAACCCUGGUAGGACUAAUGACCCCCGGAAACGCCAAACAACACAGGGGGCAAUCGGACCAGAUGAUAUGGAUCAAGGGGGGUCGUCGAUGAAUUUGAGCUUUAAAAAAAUCCAAUCCGAAUCGUCCGGGGGGACCAUUCCUAUGCGGGAUUUCUUCUCAGGUUUCCAACCAGUUCAGGGCCCGGUAGAUAGCUCCCAAGGCCAAGGAAGAUCUUUGUCAGAAGGCCAAGGGGGUAAAACCAAGAAACUCAGCUCAGCCGUCACAUUAGAUGGCUACAUGAGUGGCGAGAGCCAAAACGGAGCCAUGGUCGGUUUCAUGGCAUCUCAGUCCAAGUCAAAGGAUUCAAAAUUUAUGGACAAACAAGGUGAACUUUCGCCCAAACCAAAGCGUCAAUCAAACGAUGUAAUCUACUCUGGCACAUUCACUAUCGGACCAGAACCGGAACCUCAACCACCAAUUGUUCCGGGGCAUUUCACCCGAGGUUCCUCAGCGUCCAAAGAGGUUUCGAGUGUAGAAGACACGAGCAAAGAUCUUCCACCUUUUGGGCCUCCCUACCACGAUUCCGGAAUCAUCAAAGAGAAGGCCAAUGACAAUUCUGGGGAUAACAAACCCAAUGAGAUUACCUCAAAUAUGCUACCCCCUACAUCUUUCCAGCAAAUUGCGGAGAAGAAACAGAAAAAAGCCGACUCUAAACAUAAGGAAGGGUCAGUAGGCUUCCAAAAGAUUGAAAUGAAUGGAGUGGAGGUGGCGUUUGACAUACCUAACAAAAAUGACAAAGUCCGCAAAAACAUGGUCAAAAUAAUCCGAAAGAAACCCAGGGACCGAGGUGGCGACGAUUUUAAUCCGAACAGAGCUAGAAAUCCCAACAAAGCGAGAAAGCCCGUGCGUGUCAUCAAAAAGGGAGAAAAAACUCAAGAAAAUAACGACUCAAUCGAAACAGACUUGGAAAAUGAAGAAAAUGAGAGCCUGAAGGAGCUGAAGCGUCCGGAGCGUGGUCACUUGUCCCAUUUGACGCAUUUUCCGGUCAUCAAAAAGGGAGAAAAAACUCAAGAAAAUAACGACUCAAUCGAAGUAAACUUGGAAAAUGAAGAAAAUGAGAGCCUGAAGGAGCUGAAGCGUCCGGAGCGUGGUCACUUGUCCCAUUUGACGCAUUUUCCGGUCAGAGAUCGCAUUCCAGUCCAACAUGGAUUUUUGAAUGAUCUUGAUGGACCUCCAAUCAAGAUUGACAUUCAUGUGGAUCCCCAUGCCCCCACACCUGGACCACUUCAAGUAAACAUUCCGAUCGAUCCUCAACGUCAACAUCAUCCACACAGACCAGAACUAUCCCACUUUCCACCAAUUGAGCCCAUACACGAUCUUCCCUUCCCACCAAUCCCUGUGCAUGAAGGAGACACUCAUUACGGUGCUCCCUUACCGGAUGGGCAAGCGGUGUCACUUGAUGCACCCAGUGACCACUAUGGGCCUCCAACGAAGCCUUUGCAUAUCUAUGGUGCUCCACUACCCGGGGACGGCUAUGGAUACCCUGUCCCAGAGGAAAACUAUGGUCCACCAGAGGCUGCCUCGGUUGAGAAUUACGGUCCCCCGCCGCAGCAUCCUCCACUUCACGAGCCUGCUGACCAUUAUGGUCCUCCUCAGCAUCCUCAAAUACAUGAGCCUGAAGACAAUUACGGUCCCCUAGAGCAUAUUCCAAUAGACGAGCCUAGCAACCAUUACGGCCCCACACCCUCACCUACCCCUCACCCAAUCAUUUCGCACUCUUCCACUCCACCCACCUCGGUCCCCAUUUUUUAUGAUCAUACUACUCCUGGACCGAACCUAAUUCAAACCACCACCAAAAGCCAUUCCCCCGUUUUUCACAAUGACCACGCCCAUGACUUGGCCCACGCCAUUACCAAGACACCUAAUAGCUAUCUCUUAACCACGAACCCACCGGAGGAGGUGUCCACACUUCCUCCCUUGCCUGCCAAACCCUUGCACUAUUUCCAUGCCACCACCACAUUGGCACCAAGACACUACGAUCUUCCAUUUGUUCCUCAUUCCGAGAAUGGUUCAGAUCUCGUGAAAGGUUUGCCUAAAUUGCCACACAAACCUUACUUUCCACCACCAGCCCCCAGCCCCAGACCUUUCCACCAUUCGUCUGACCCACACCAUCAUCCUCGUCCAACUCCAUUCCCUUUUGAACAUGAGAAGCACCAUGUUCCACAUUUCCAUGAGUCAAAGGGUCCCUUGCCCAAGCCCAAAGAACCAAAGGGUAUCCUGAGUCCUUUUGAUUUGGUUCAUGAAAUCUACUCUAAAAAUGAGCACUUACAUCAAGUUCAAGCUUUGCCACCGCCCGGUCAUUUGGAUCUAGUCAAGUUUGGCAAGGGGCAACAUCAUGAUCAUCAACAUCAUCAAGAACCUCCAAGGCAUCAUCCAAUCCUAGACCCCAAGGCUCAUCGAGAUUCCUUCACCACCCCGUUGAAACCCACUCCAGCGGUUCCCAUUUUUCAUAGCACCACUGCAAAGCCUUUCCAGCCUCAUCGACCUCCCACCCCCACACCGACUGUCUUCUCACAUUCAUCUCCUAAGCCACAUUCACAUAAAGAGCUGACGGCAGUUUUUGCCACAGCCAGUCCAAACAAAGAAGAGGUCAGAGGUUUACCCAAGAAGACACAUCCAACUCCCAGAUAUCACACAAACCAUGGUCCAAGCUAUGGCCCCACUCAUGGACCCAUUUUUGGCCCUACCCAUGGGCCAACCUACCGCCCACAUCAUGGGCCCACCUUCGGUCCUCAGCUACCCCCGCAUCUACGCCAGGGACCGACCUACGGACCGUUUCAGCAUCACGCACUAAAUCAUGGGCCAAGUCCUCACCCUCUUCAUCGCAGCACCGUGGCUCCUCAUAUAUAUCGGCCCACGAGUCCUCCUCCACCAAAACCCAAAGUUCUGACUCAAGAGAUCCUCAAUCGGAAGCCAAUUAUUCUGAAGCCCAAUCUUCCCCUGGAACUCAGAGGCCCGACUGCCAGGCCUAAGUCCUUGGCUCGAAGGCCAAUCUCAUCAGUCCUUACCCCGAGACCGCUGAAGCUCAUUCGAGUUCCAUUGUCCAUUGAAGAGCCCAAAACAGAAGAGUACGAGUAUUACUAUUACGACGAAGAACCCUAGAGAGAAGGCGCGUACUCGCACAAAGACGGCGACGAUUCUAGGAGUAGCUCAGAAGAGGACACAAAGGAUCGUGAAAGCCGAGAUAAGAAACCAGAAGAUGAGGAGGAAUAUGACGAGGAAUACGACGAGGAGUACCAAUAUGAUGAUGAAUAUGAGUAUGAUGACGACUAUCUUGAAUCCUCUAAUGAAGAGCUGAACAAGAAGCCUGUCAGUGAUAUUGAAGCGAGUGACGAUGCACCAACACCUUCGCCAAUUUUUGGAUCGUCCAAGACAAAGUUGGAGCAAUUGCUGAGCUCUCAACUCACCAGCCUUGGAUUUGGAGAGGCAACAAAGAAGACAAACGAGGGAUAGCCGCUGACCAAAUUUUGGCUUUUCAGUGUUACUCUUAAAGCUCAAUCAAACCAUGUUGAUCAUGGGUUGAGUCUGUUUGUAUGCAUUUGGCAUUAUUUGUUUGUUUUUCUUUUCAUUCAUAUAUUUAUGCAGUUUUGUUAUGUGGCGAAGCCUUCCUUUCGGCAUUUCAAUAACACUCUAUUUAAGAUGAA
Messenger RNA from Tigriopus californicus, 4611 nucleotides. Its product is annotated as inactive histone-lysine N-methyltransferase 2E-like. The transcript has 6 exons. Lineage: Eukaryota; Metazoa; Arthropoda; Copepoda; Harpacticoida; Harpacticidae. The coding region runs from base 353 to 4069 and encodes 1238 amino acids. The record is from RefSeq and is a predicted model, not a curated record.